UCUCCUGUAAGAUGGCUAAUUGAUUUGACCCGGUUAACUUGAUUUAAUAUGUAGUCCCACUACACCCUGGCACAGGUCCUUCUGCCACGUCUGUGCCCUUUGUAUUUUCACAUUAGUGCCUUCAUAACUCUCUGCCUCCCACCUACUGUGCUAUGUUCUAGCAUACUUGUUCCUUAGAUUCCUGAGAUUUGUGCAGAAGGACAUGAAUAAUCUCACUGCUUUAAUUUUCUUUGUAAUGGAAGUCCAAUGGCAACGUUUCCCAAGAGUCUGUCCAGGAAGUCCCUGCCGCCUCUGGCCAGUCAGCGACCCUUCUCUGGUGUUGCAUUUAAUAUGUGGCUGUCAGCCUCCCCCUUCUCGUGUCACCAAAAGCACUGCCAACCAAUCUCCUGAUCUCCACAAGUUUAUCCAGACAAGAUAAGGAAAAUAGUUGUUUCCAAGGUCUUUAGUCCACAUUUCUACUUUCUCAUUUGUCACCUUCUCAAGUGAAAGAAGAGCUUCCAAUUUUUCAGUGAAAUCUCUGUUGUAAACGUAUAUCCAUGAGCACAAAGCAAGGCUGUGAGGGUGUUAGUACCUCACCAGCAUGCUUGUACACGAGCCGGUAUCCUGGGCAGGAACAGGGAUGCCCCUUCUCCCCAUAAGCUUCAUCCUGUCAGACAGGAAUGUCCCAUGCCAGGCUCACCACGUGGGCAGGUGCAGCAGCAAGAUGUGUCAGAGUGGGAGCUGUCUAGGACUGGCUAUCCAAAUCGCCUUUCUUCAAACCAGUUGCUCUCCUUGUGCACCCUUGACUUGCUGGGGGCUAGCUUUAAUGGACAGGAGCACCCCGAAAUUCCCACUUCAAAGGCAGAGUCGAAAGUCCUCCCUAUCUUUCUUUGGUAAAAUGAGGCAGACUGGGCUUUGAUCAUCAAAGUUUUCCUGUUUGGAAGGAGGAGGAGCCAUCUAGUCAUGGGUUCAUUGAUUCCCUGCCCAGCAAGAAUGUCUGCCUGGGCACAGCCAAGCCGCACCUCUGAUGACUAACAGGCAGUGCUCUCUCUCUUUGAUACAUUAUCAGCUGGGUUUAUCAGAGUAUCAACACAACCUCCCCACUCCAGGCCUCGCCCCUUCUGGCCAGUUCUCUCUACAGAGCGGGUCAGGGCUGCAUGAAAGCUGAGCUCACUCCAAUUCCAAGGAAUCUUAACAAAUCUUAAUAGCAGGUUUUAAGCUACUUCUUUACUUUUUUUGGUCUGUGCGGGAAGUCUGAGCUAAAAAAAAAAAAGGAAAGAGACAGAAGUAUAAUUGUUUUGGCACGCCUGCAUUCCUACUUCAGUCAGACGGGUAGGCACUCUUUCUUGUUGGAGGCAGGAAGAGGAUCUGAUCCCUGAAGAUCAUCGCCACGAACGUGCGUAAGUGAAACCUGCAGCCAUGCUGAAACAGAUAUUAUCGGACAUGUACAUCGAUCCAGAGCUGCUGGCAGAACUCAGCGAGGAGCAGAAGCAGAUCCUCUUCUUCAAGAUGAGGCAGGAACAGAUCAGACGGUGGGAGGAAAGAGAAGCUGUGGCAGAAAAGAUUUCAGCAAAGAAGCCACUGCCAAGAAAAGCCAACAGGAAGUCAGUGACAUGGAAACUAGGCGCUGACAAUGAAGUGUGGGUCUGGGUGAUGGGCGAGCAUCCUUCAGAUAAAUCCUAUGCAGCCAUCUGUGAAGAGAUCCAGGCACAAAGAGCAAAGCGCUUAGUGAGAGAGCAAGGCCAGGAGGCCAGAGACACUGACUCUUCUGCAACAUGGUCUCUACACCCACAGCCAGGACUUCUGUCUGAGACAGAUCUUCAUGAGAAUAAAAAAAAUACUGCGGAGAAAAGGGAGGAACAUGGGAGAAGAAUGACUGAUACUGAUACAACAGGAAAAAGCCAGGAGCUCACAAAGAGGGGAACCAGAAAUGUUCACCAGAUGCUGGCAGAUUGCCAUGUGAGGAAGCAUGCUUUCCAACAGAUGAAGGAAGCACAGAGGAAAAAUUCAGAAGAGAUCACAGCCCCCCAGGACCCAAUACCACAGAGCCACGCCAGCACAGAGAGCCAGAGAAUGGUGCAGAAAUUGGAUGAGAAUGAGCCUGAAUGGCAGGAAUUCUUGUGGAAAUCCAAGGCAGCAGAUGAGAAGAGACGCUCCCUUGCACGGCAAGCCAGAGAUGACUACAGGAGGCUUUCACUGCAGGGCAUCCACAGAGGGAAGCAUGCAGAUAUUUCCAAGGGUGCCAUAGUAGGAGAUCGGCGACCACUUCAAUAUCCACCUCUUCCCCCCAAGCCUAAAGUUCCACUUCCUGCAACGGCAAAUGGGAGAGCAAUUAGGAAAGAGGGAGUCCAGAGGACAAUCUCCAAUUCCACAGAAGAAAGCAUAAUCAAGUGGUUCAAAGAGGAGCAAUUCCCUCUCCGAGCUGGAUAUCUGAAAACCGCAGACACAAUAGCACCUUGGUUCCAUGGUAUCCUAACCUCUAAGAAAGCAGAAGAGCUUCUGAAUAAAACAGUACCGGGGAGUUUUCUGAUCCGGGUCAGUGAGAAAAUCAAAGGCUACGUGCUCUCCUAUCAGUCUGUGGAAAGGUGUAAACAUUUCCUCAUUGAUGCCUCCAGUGAUUCCUACAGCUUCCUUGGAGUGGACCAGCUGCAACAUGCAACACUGGCUGACCUUGUAGACUACCACAAGGACGAGCCCAUUACUUCCUUGGGAAAGGAGCUGUUGCUUUACCCAUGUGGCCAAGAGGACGAAGAGCCAGAUUACAUCUCUCUCUUUGAGUAAACCUCCUCAUCUCGCUGGACAGUUCCAGACUCCUAUUCACAAAAAACUUGGAACAGAACUUGGAACUAGAACUGCUGAUACUUACCUGAAUGCACAAGUGCCUCUAUUUUGUAUCAUUCACAACAAAGCAGUAGUAGGAUAAAUACUGUUGCGAGCUACAGGAUGCAUCAACCCAGCAACCUGCAAAGCAUCUGGAUAGAGAGAAUGAGUUAAUGAAGUUACCAGUUGAAGAGGGAAAUACUGCCCUGGAUUUUCAGUGGGUUUUUGUAGGUUUCUUGGGAGACUUCUGUAUUCAAGUUGCCUUUUGUUCUUGAAUGCAAGGUUCCCAUCUGGGAAAUAGAUUAGUACCUACAGUUGAAGGUAUAUGACAUUAUACCUUCCUGAAAGCACAAAACAACUUGGAGAGGUGAAUCAAUCUUGAUAUGCAAUUUGAAUAAUGUGAACCUUAAUUCUACAAAAUGCUGUGUCCUUGGAAGGAAGGAUGUUCAGCCAAACAUCCAAGCAAACCCUGAGUUCCUUUCAGUGAAAGGUGCUCUCUGUGACAAGAGAUUUGCACACACAAAAAGUGCAUUUUUUUAAACUCCCCUAGCCUCUGAAUAUAUAUUCAGAUAUAUAUUCACUCUUUUAACCUGUAUUUAACUCCCACACAGGCCUUUCUGCAUUGAAAGGGAUUAUCCUUUUUGAAAAGGAAAGGAGACAGAACAGAGGCAUUUUUAUGAAUGACAACCACAUGUACAGAGCCUAAAAAUGUAAGAAGGAACCUAUAUCAGUAUUAAUACAGAUUACAGAAGAGAAUUUGCCAGUAAAGAAUGCUGUUUUCCAAAAUAGAGCUAUUUGUUGCAAGCUGUGUCCCAAUUACUGAGAUGCGUCUGGUGUAAACUUCAUCAUAAAACUUGUUCGCUCAACAUAAUGUUCUCUCUUCUUAUCUGUUACUAUGCUCUUUAAAUACAUAAUUCAGAAGAUUGGGGGACAACCUGGAUAGAAUCACAUAACAAAUUAGUCUUCAUCCAGGUUCCCUCAUGUUGUUGCACAUGACAAACUCUGCAGCUGAGGGUUGUGGUGUGAAUAUGCAAACACCUUUUUUAGAGGCACAAUCCUCAAAUAGUGAACAACAGUUGAUCUUGUUUCAGUUGUUUACCUGUUUUUACCUGUUCUCUUUUUUUCUGUUAGAUCAGGACUACUCCACUUAACUUGAAGAAGCAGUCAAAACUUUCAGUCUUAUAUUAAUCUGGGUUUUGCAGAAUACAGGUUUUUAAAAAUUGUGUUCAUCUGGUCUUAACAUUUACAAUGCUGUAAAGACUAUGCUGACAGGCGGUUUCCAUUCCAGGAAAGAGGGGAUAACUGCAUUCCAGUUACAGGAGAUGUCACUUGCUAGAAAUAAAGCCUUAAUGUAAAAUGAGAUUCUGAACAUAAAGACACUCUGCCACUGCAAAUGACUUAAUGAGCUUCUUGAGAAAUAUAUUGCAUGUAUCAAAGAGAUAAUUUCAAUAUAAUCUGCAUUAAUCA
Molecule: messenger RNA, 4266 nt
Organism: Sturnus vulgaris (Common starling)
Lineage: Eukaryota; Metazoa; Chordata; Aves; Passeriformes; Sturnidae
Gene: SH2D4A
Product: SH2 domain containing 4A
Cellular component (GO): cytoplasm
Molecular function (GO): phosphatase binding
Source: RefSeq, a predicted model, not a curated record